Trichechus manatus latirostris (Florida manatee) is the source of this 5694-nucleotide messenger RNA. RefSeq names its product cell adhesion associated, oncogene regulated (gene CDON). The transcript has 19 exons. The coding region runs from base 198 to 3989 and encodes 1263 amino acids. The record is from RefSeq and is a predicted model, not a curated record. Gene Ontology annotation, biological process: cell-cell adhesion. Lineage: Eukaryota; Metazoa; Chordata; Mammalia; Sirenia; Trichechidae. Gene Ontology annotation, molecular function: protein binding.
UUUUGAUUUUUGAUUUGACGUACUCUACAGAGCUUUCAAAAUAGAUGGCGGCCGUCCUGCUGACAGCUCUGUCUGCUCAGAUAAAAUAAUUCAACUAUUUUUGUGGUUUAGAUUUUCUUUUGUCUAAUGUUUUGUAGUGAGCCGAGGCCUGGGCAUUGCUGUGGAAGUCCGUCCUGCUGCUUCUGGAAGCUGGCGCUAUGCAUCCAGACCCUGGGUCCUUACAGACACUGCUGUGUAGCACCCUUAUGCUUCUGUGCUCUUCCGUAAGUUCAGACUUGACACCUUCUUUUAUUUCCGAGCCACUGUCUGCUGUCCAGAAACUUGGUGGACCUGUAGUACUACAUUGUUCUGCUAAACCCGUGACCGCUCAGAUCUCAUGGUUGCUUAAUGGAAAAAGAUUGGAUAGAAGCAUGGAACAGAUUAAGAUGCAUCAGGGGACUCUGACUAUUCUUUCUCUUAACCCCUCCCUUUCUGGUUGCUACCAGUGCGUUGCCAAUAAUAGCAUCGGUGCAAUUGUGAGCAGUCCUGCAACAAUAUCCACAGCAGUUCUUGGUGAUUUUGGUUCACCAACAAAGAAUGUUAUUACAGCAGAAGAAAACAGUACUGCUUUCGUUGGCUGCAAGGUACCAGACAGUAACCCCAAAGCUGAGGUGCGCUAUAAAAUACGGGGAAAAUGGCUGAAACAUUCCACAGAUAAUUACUUAAUCCUUCCAUCAGGAAAUCUUCAGAUUUUGAAUGUAUCCUUAGAGGACAAGGGGUCAUAUAAAUGUGCUGUUUAUAAUCCUGUGACAGAGGAAUUGAAAGUUGAACCCACUGGCCGAAAGCUCCUUGUGAGUCGCCCUUCUUCCGAGGAUUUUCACAUUCUUCACCCCACGCUUUCACAGGCACUAGGUGUUCUUCCGCGGAGCCCUGUAACCCUGGAGUGUGUAGUGAGGGGGGUCCCAGCGUCUCAAGUGUACUGGUUGAAGGAUGGCCGGGAUAUUGUGCUGGGAAGCAGCUGGAGAAGGUUGUAUUCUCACCUUACCACAGACAGCAUUGACCCGGGGGACUCUGGAAACUAUUCCUGUAUGGUGGGGAACAAGUCUGGAGACCUAAAGCAUGUGACGUACAUGGUGAACGUGCUGGAACAUGCUUCAAUUUCUAAAGGACUGCAGGAUCAGACGGUGUCUCUGGGUGCUACAGUACAUUUUACCUGUGAUGUUCAUGGGAACCCAGCCCCCAACCGUACCUGGUUUCAUAAUGCACAGCCUAUUCACCCUUCCCCACGACAUCUAACCACAGGAAAUGGGCUGAAAAUCAGUAGUGUUACCAUGGAAGAUUCUGGGCUGUAUCAGUGUAUAGCAGAUAACGGGAUUGGAUUUGAACAGUCUACUGGGAGACUUGAAAUUGAAAAAGACAGUGGAUUCAAGCCAGUUAUAAUUACAACGCCUGUAAGUGCAAAGGUGGUAGAUGGAGACGUUGUUACUUUGUCCUGCAAUGCCAGUGGACUGCCAGUUCCAGCCGUUCGUUGGUAUCACAGCCAUGGGCUGAUAACCAGCCAUCCGUCUCAAAUCCUUAGACCUAAAUCCCGAAAAUCACACUUAGUGAGACCCAAGGCCGUUAACGUGGAGCCUGUCUACUUCGUCAUGUCCCGAGCUGGCUCAAGCUCUCUCUAUAUUCAGGCUGUUACUCAGGAACAUGCUGGGAAAUACAUCUGUGAAGCUACAAAUCAAUAUGGCGCCGCGCAGUCCGAAGCAUUCCUCACAGUGGUUCCUUUUGAAACACAUACAAAAGCAGAAGCAGUGACACUGUCCGACGCCGCUCAGAGUGUUGACAGAGAGAGAAGAAGUGACUCAGAAGCCGGAUUUCUGAGCUCAUCCCCAGUGAGGUUACAUUCCAGCGUAGCGGAGUCAUCAUCCGAGAAAAAUGCCAGUGGUGCCUCUGUUCCUGAUGCCCCCAUUAUCCUGAGCCCUCCACAGACCCAUACACCAGAUACCUACCACCUGGUCUGGAGGUCUGGGAAGGACGGUGGGCUUCCUAUCAAUGCCUAUUUUGUGAAGUAUCGAAAGCUCGAUGAUGCUGUGGGUGUGGUGGGAAGCUGGCACACAGUCCGAGUCCCGGGAAGUGAAAACGAGCUCCAUUUAACAGAACUGGAGCCAUCUAGUCUCUAUGAAGUUUUGAUGGUAGCAAGAAGUGCAGCGGGAGAAGGGCAACCUGCCAUGUUGACCUUCCGAACUAGCAAAGAGAAAACAGCCUCAUCAAAAAACACCCAGGCGUCUGCUCCACCGGUGGGCAUCCCUAAGCAUCCUGUGGAUUCAGAGGCUGCACACAACUUUGGAGUGGUACUCACAGAUUCCUCUAGGCAUAGUGGAGUUCCAGAGGCCCCAGACCGGCCCACUAUCUCCACUGCGUCAGAGACCUCAGUCUACGUCACGUGGAUUCCUCGGGCAAAUGGGGGUUCUCCCAUCACUGCCUUCAAGGUGGAGUAUAAGCGGAUGCGGAGCAGUGAUUGGCUGGUAGCAGCUGAAGAUAUCCCUCCCUCCAAACUUUCUGUGGAAGUUCGUAGUUUAGAACCAGGUUCAACAUACAAGUUCCGAGUCAUUGCCAUCAACCAUUAUGGUGAGAGUUUUCGGAGUUCAGCUUCUCGACCUUAUCAGGUGGCUGGGUUCUCUAACCGUUUUUCCAGCCGUCCCAUAACCGGGCCUCACAUUGCAUACACAGAAGCAGUCAGCGACACGGAGAUCAUGCUGAAGUGGACGUACAUUCCAUCAAGUAAUAAUAACACUCCCAUUCAAGGAUUUUAUAUCUAUUACCGGCCAACAGACAGUGACAAUGACAGCGAUUAUAAGAGGGAUGUUGUCGAAGGUUCAAAGCAGUGGCACAUGAUUGGCCACCUGCAGCCAGAAACCUCCUAUGAUAUUAAAAUGCAGUGCUUCAACGAAGGAGGAGAAAGCGAGUUCAGUAACGUGAUGAUCUGUGAAACCAGAGUGAAACGUGUUCCUGGAGCGUCUGAGUCCCCUGUCAAAGACUUGAGUACCCCUCCACACUUCUCAGGAAGUGGAGGAAACAUCGGGUCUGCGACAAGCCCCGCCAGAAGCAGUGAUAUGUUAUAUCUGGUUGUUGGCGGUGUGCUAGGUGUCAUGGUGCUCAUACUUAUAGUUUUCAUUGCAAUGUGCCUGUGGAAGAACCGCCAACAGAAUUCCAUACAGAAAUAUGACCCACCAGGCUAUUUCCACCAAGGGUCAGAUGGUAACGGGCAGGUGGUAGAGUACACCACUCCCCUGGGCACAAGCCGGGUGAAUGGAAAUGUUCACGGGAGCUUCGUGAGGAACGGAAGUCUCAGCGGUGGUUGCGCCCAUCUUCACCACAAGGUCUCCAACGGGGUCAGCACCUUUGUGAACGGGAGCUUGAACGGAGGCCUCUGCUCUGGGCACACCAACUCUCUGACCAGGACACGAGUGGAUUUUGAACAUCCUCAUCACCUCCUCAAUAGCGGUGGGAUGUACAAAGCAGUGCCUCAGACUGACCCGUUGGAGUGCAUCAACUGCCGAAAUUGUCGUAACAACAAUAGAUGUUUCACCAAAACCAAUAGCACUUUCAGCAACAGCCCCCUUCCUUUGGUCCCGGUGGGUGCACCUUAUCCUCAGGACGGUUUGGAAAUGAAGCCCCUCAGUCAUGUGAAGAUGCCUGUGUGUCUGGCUUCCACAGUCCCCAGUUGUGGCCAGUUAUCCCAGGAGAGCAUCAAGGACAACGUGGCACCAAUACCUACCCAGCAUGCUUGCUGCCAGGACAAUAUAAAUGAGAUCAACUCUGGUUGCACAGAAGAUCCAGCAGAGUUCAACAGAGGAGACAGCUGUGUCUGUUCAGAAACAGAGAACACAAUUUUAAGUUGGAAUCCUCUUAUUUUACCACCUGUCUCAAAGGACUGUACUAAAAAGACAGCAUGGUCUCCUCCUGGCAUUCCUCUGGACAACCCUUCAGGGGUCCUUCAACAACCCCAGGAGACCUGAGGAUGGGCAGACGUCUAGUCCUGCUCCCCCAUGAAGCCAGUAACCGCACGAAACUGGCAUGGGGAUAAACUGUGUGAAGGACCUUAAUUCAAAUCAGAGAAAACCGUUAUUUAUUUUUUGUAGUAGAAUGUCAUAUGAAUGUAUCGUAAAAUGUUUGCCUUUUAUAUUAUUUAUGCCUUUAAAAAUUCCUUCCCGUCCUCAUUAGGAAGCAGCCGUGUUUUGCAUAGUUUUCAGCCACGUAGAGAGCAGUGGAUCAUCCCAUGUCUUCCAGGAACCUCAGUGACAGUAAGAACUAUUUGGGCAACGGAUUCAGCCUGUUGGCCUGUUCAGCCAAGAGGGGAUUGCCUUGCCCAGUCAGGUUUUCAGACGGGAAGUUGUCUCUCAAUACUGUGUUGUCAGACUCUCUGAGAACAUUUUAAAAUGAUCCACGGUUGUAACCUAACGUUUGUAAUAGCAGAUCUGACUUAUGCAUUUUUAUAACAGUGCCUUCCACAAACAUGAUAAUGUGACCUGUUGACUUACCCUCUGUCUGCAGCUGGCCACAAAUUAGGCUCAAUUUUCUAGGCACUGAUCAAAAAUAGUGUUAUGGACGUGGCUGAGUUUCAGGUCUAGUUGAACUAUGGCAGUAUGCGGAAAGGGAACCAAGGCCAGAGAGGAAAGUAUGUCCAACUACUAGAAAUUAGUUUAUAGGAUGGUCCCCAUGGGGCUCCUUUCGACUCUAAGACUAGGAGCAAAAUAAGAUUUUAAAGUGGUCCUUGAGAAAGAUAGCCGUUUUAAGAAGACAGGGGAGGAUUCCAAGGAUUCCAUCCUGGUAGAAGCUCUCUAGCGUAUUCCAUCAGUAUAGGAUUGUGUUCAUGAUACCACAUGAAAAGAGUCAUUUUCUAGCUUCCCGUGCGGACAACAGCCUGAAAGAUGUGACUGUCAGAAAAGACUUUGUUUGGAGGGAAAGGGGGAUGGGUGUUUGAAGUUUGUAGACAGGCAUCUAAAGCUUCAGUCAGCAGAGGUCACAAAUCAUAGCCACUGCUGCCUCUGAGUGACAAGGACACUUCCAGCCGCCUUUGGAAGGCUUUUUUCCUCCACAUUUAGAAAACCACUCUAAGUGUGUUUAAUGGCUAGGUCAAGCUUUCGUGAUCACUGCCCCUUUUGGGCUGUGCGUCCGUUUGGGAAAGAAAGAAAACGUUCUUUACGUAGUCGAGCAGUCACAGCGUAAGUGGAAAAAAAAGGUUAGUUUCCCAGAAGUUGCCGUGGGAUAGAAUAGAAUACUAUGUUAAUCGGUCCUCUGUAUAAGCACAUCAGUAUUCCCUUACAUAUGCCUAUAUAUUUUAUAACUAGAACUGUUAGUGAAAAUGUGCUGUUUAAGCUGGGUCACUGUGUAAGAGUUACUUCCAGUAGUAGAAUGGACUGAAUAUGGUUUCAUAGAAGGAUGUCAGGGAUGCUGUGGAAGCACAUUCUGCCUUCCGGAUGUCUGUGCCUGUAGUCUGCUGGCUUCAUUCUUCACAUUGCUUCGAUGCAGUUAGCUUUGGAGGAGGAUAGCUGCACACCUUAUUCCUGUGACGAGCGAAGGACGAAGUCCUAGGACACAGAAUGGGAAACCAGACCCAGUGUUGGCCGGUCCAGUCCCAGCAGUGCUGCCCCGGAGGGAGUUUAGAGGACUGGGGAGUGAAUGCUGGCACUCAGUCAUUUGGAUGCAGGCAGCAGGGGUAUU